GCGUUGUGCCUGUCCAUCGGGCUGCGGUACGACAUGCUAAUUGAACGACACUCAGUCAUGAGUUCGACUGAACGCUUGCAUUCUGACACACGAGCCAACUCCCAACUGUCCCAACCCGCUGUCUCUCUCUGAUCGCUUCUAUUCCCAGCCAAGUACCGACAAAACAUUUGCACUCAAGCCCGCCGCUGUUGCUGAAGACUCUGUAACGACCCGACGAGUCAAGCGAACGAGUCGUCGGCCGCCCCCUCGAUCGCUCACCGUUGUGGUUGCUGUUGGUACCCGUUUAGUCACAAGCGUGCGGGAGCAACGGCCGGCGGCCGCGACUGAACUUGCCUUGAUGGCUUACGUGUGUGCUCGACGAACCAUCUUAUCUAUUUGACAUUUGGGCUCAACUGCUGCCUACGACGUGAACCGGUGGUCCCUUUCGACCUGGGGCCAUAUAUUGAUAGGAUCUGUCUGGGGCAGAGCUGGGUCGACUGCAAGCUAGCGCAGCCACCUGCAAACAAUACAAAGAUAAACACUAUACCAAAAAUAUUUCUGACUCGGCUUGACCGGUCUUCAUCAAACAAAGAUGCCGCCCCCUCCUCCGCCUCCCCCACCCCCUCCCAUGCCCGGUCGGGGCGGGCCGCCGCCUCCUCCUCCACCACCAGGCGGGCUACCUGCCAGGCCUCCAGCGGGGAACAACAGAGGUGCACUCCUGAGCGAUAUAACAAAGGGCAAGGCUCUCAAGAAAACCGUCACAAAUGACCGUUCAGCACCUAUACUUGCCGGCUCUGGUGGUGGCACCUCUGCCGCACCUCCUGUCGGGGGUGCCCCACCUGUGCCCGGGAUGUUGGGCGGUAUGCCAAAGCCUCCGGGCGGUCUUGCGCCUCCGGUCCCCGGCAACCGGAUGAGGAGCAAUAGCGAUCAUGGAAGAUCUGACUCUACAGGAUCAGCCGGAGGCUUGGAGACCAGUGCUCCACAGCUCGGCGGUCUGUUUGCUGGCGGUAUGCCAAAACUGAGGAAAACUGGCGGUGGUGUCGACACAGGAGCAAACCGCGAUGCAUCGUAUCUCUCAGAUCCGGAAAACUCGGCAGGUUCAGCCCCAAAACCACCGUCAAUGUCUGCUCCAAAACCACCAUCAGGCGCGGCUCCUAGAGUGCCAGGUCGCCCAGGCGUUCCUGCUCCGCAAGUCGGGCCAACAUCUCAUCCUUCGAUUGCGAAUUUGAGAAAGAACCCUAGUGAUGUCCAACGGCCAUUCUCAUCCGCAUCCAUGAUGAAGGGGCCACCUCCUCCAAUAGGCAAAAAGCCACCUCCGCCUCCGGGGUCUCGUAAACCAUCAUCAAUAGCAGUUGCUCCUCCAGCUCCACCGAGUGCGCCGCCUGCUCCACCACCUCCUCCCCCUUCUGCCGCUCCAAGGCCGCCUCCAGCUCCCUCACGUGGAACUCCGCCACCGCCAGCUGUACCACCCAGCUCUGGGCCCUCGUCAAACGGGGCAGCAGCGGCCAGUCUCGCAGUACAAGCUGCAAUCCGAGCAGCAUCAAGUCCCAGCUCGGCUCCAGCGGCACCACCGCCGCCUCCGCCACCGCCGGUUUCCCGCGGCAAUAGUAACCCAACAUCACCGCCGCCGCCGCCGCCUUCUUCUGGCGCGCCACCACCACCCUCGUCACCAGUCCCGCCGCCUCCGAGGCCAGCUCAGCACCAACAACAGCCAUCAGCCAGCCGUGCAGCGCUGCUUGAUCCCGCAGCGUUCACGCUAACUCCCAAUGGCGGAAAGCUACACAGCCCGACCCGGUCACUCUCUGGGGCACGGCCAGGGACUGCAGGAGGUGAUGGUGCCAAUGGUGGGGGCAUGUACGUUGUACAUGACCCCCGUUGGAAGUUUGUGGGGGAAGACAAGUUUCCGAAGCCACGAGAGUUCUCAGGCGGGGCCAAGCGAUACCGCGCUGGUAGGGGGAGCAGUGUACCAUUGGAUCUAAGAUCACUGGGGUAGAUCUUGUCAGGGUGGAUUGGGGUAGAGACAUGUCUGAACUCCAUCGGAGUGGGUAUUUCUUAUUUUGUUUUGAAUCUGACUAUGGAGAACAGGUUAGAAGAAGCAUUUUUUGCCGCGGCUGGAAUAAUCAAGUAGGCUAGAUCGACGGUCUAGAACUUGGCAGUUUACAGAAAUGAUCUUAUCCCUAUCAAAACCACGUGCCAAGCCUUGUUUUGUGUAAAGAAUUGGAAGGCGGUUACCACUGACACCCGGUCUCCCUAUUCACUGUC
Pyricularia oryzae 70-15 is the source of this 2241-nucleotide messenger RNA. RefSeq lists its product as uncharacterized. The coding region runs from base 572 to 1972 and encodes 466 amino acids. The transcript has 3 exons. NCBI's taxonomy places the organism in Eukaryota, Fungi, Ascomycota, Sordariomycetes, Magnaporthales, Pyriculariaceae. Gene Ontology annotation, molecular function: actin binding. The record is from RefSeq and is a predicted model, not a curated record.